Limulus polyphemus (Atlantic horseshoe crab) is the source of this 495-nucleotide messenger RNA. Its product is annotated as potassium channel subfamily T member 2-like. The transcript has 2 exons. Lineage: Eukaryota; Metazoa; Arthropoda; Merostomata; Xiphosura; Limulidae. The record is from RefSeq and is a predicted model, not a curated record. The annotation marks the transcript as partial.
GUAUGGAGUCGCUUUGAUUGGAAUUGAAACAAGUGUUCGAGGAAAUCGACCAAUCAUGCUCAACCCUGGACCGUCUUAUAUCAUGAAGCCUACCGACAUUUGCUUUUACAUGAAUAUCACAAAGGAAGAAAACAGUGGCUUCCUCACUAGCGGUAGCGGAGGCAGUGGCCAAAAAAAAUCCACAGAGGGCGCUAAACAAGAUGCUCAAGAAGGGGGCAAGGGGAUAACGGUAUCGGAUAAAGACAGUCGAAGUCAGGAUCUGUCAUUACUAAAGUCUCGAAUAGUCAAGGGAUUCGGCAAGAAGCCCCAUUUGGAGGUUCCUAGUAUAAGGGCCUUGAAAACAUCAGAGUCCAGCACUUCCAAAGAACGCCGUCCGAGUAUAGGUCCAGUACCGGACAUGCUGAAAGAGGGAGCAGAAACUGAUGGAGAAACGGAAGAGGAAAUAAAAAAAGAAGAAGAAGAAGUCCCCUGUAGCGCUUUAUCGGAGAGCUGCAA